Molecule: messenger RNA, 1334 nt
Organism: Fimicolochytrium jonesii
Lineage: Eukaryota; Fungi; Chytridiomycota; Chytridiomycetes; Spizellomycetales; Powellomycetaceae
Exons: 3
Coding region: 182-1060 (292 amino acids)
Molecular function (GO): enzyme regulator activity; calcium ion binding
Source: RefSeq, a predicted model, not a curated record
UUGUAUUUUUUGGAGGAAGGCCCUGGGAGAUUGCGACAACUGUAUCAGGCGACAAGGGCGCUACAUACAGUACUUUGGUCUCCCUGAGAUACCUCGUUGAUCGAAAGCCACCAAGUCAACCUGUAAAUCGACUACUGAACGAAAGGCUGUACCGUGCUCAUUCCUUGCAACGACGUAGAAUAUGGAAACGCCAAGAGCGGCCAACCAUCUUGAGGGCGGGAAGCUUCCUCCAAUACCCCGCAAACCACCACAGCUAGGAGGAGAUGCAAACGCCGCGCCCUCUUCCAACGCUGCUCCGUUAAUCACAUACAAGGCGCCCUCGAAUAAAGAGCUCCCAGACAUCACGACCCGCAAAGGUCCGGCGGAAGGAGCAGGAAAGGCCUCAGCUACCAACGGCGAAGGAGCGAAGAAAGCUGGUGGAAAGAAAUCCGUAUCCAUUGACAAUCUCCCCGCCGCAGCCCCAGCGCCAGCACCAACAGCGGUCCCGGUAUCAACACACGGCCCGGCCCCCAAAACACGAAAGUUCAAACUAACCGAAGCGCAAACACGGGAGAUCCGGGAAGCCUUUGAUCUGUUUGACGAGGACGGGUCGGGGGAGAUCACGGGCAAGGAGUGGCGGGUAGCGAUGCGGGCGAUGGGUUUUGAGUCGAAUAGCGAGGAUGUGAGGAGGAUGUUGGAUGAGAUGGAUGAUGAUGGGAGUGGGAGUGUUACGUUUGCGGAGUUCUUGAAGUUGAUGGAGCGGAAGAUGGCAGAGAAAGUCGCCCGCGAAGAGAUGGUCAAACUCUUUCAAUACUUUGUAAAUCCCGCUCUUGGCGAAACCGGGGCAUCCGGCGGGCGUGCGCUCAUCAACGCACCAACCGCCGACAAACUGCUGCAGCAGCACGGAAUCAUCCCGCAGAGGAUAGCCGCGAGCGAUCUACGCACUAUCGCUGCUGUUGUUGGGGAGCAUUUGACGGAGGAUGAGAUUCGCGAGAUGUUGGAGGAGGCGGAUAGGGAUGGGGAUAAGGAGGUUACGGUGGAGGAUUUUAUUCAUGUGAUGAGGAAGACGACGCUAUGGUAGACGCCAUUUAUUAAGACCGAUGGUAGACAGGGGUGAGCGGCCAAGGUCCUUUUCAUCAGAUGGGCUCGGCGAUCGCCUAUUGAUAUGUAUGCAGUUUUUGGACACCAUGGUUUUGGGAGUUGUUUUUUGGCAGACUACCUAUGAAUCUAUAUAUCUUCGUGAUGUGUAUGAGCACAUGAAUGUACAUACAUAUUGAAGAACCAGCGCAGCUUGCUCGUGUCCUUGGGACUUCUUCCCGGACGCAUUCUUCAAGGGGUACCUUCCAAAAGUGACG